AUGAAUAACGCCAGCCACAAUAGCAGUAGUCAGUUACAUGUUCAUUAUCAAAACAGACCAGACGUAAUAACUGGAAAUCGACGACCGCGACCUUCAAGCGCACAACAGCAGCAACAAUAUCGUUCAGUGACUCCACCACCGAAACACAAUGGUCAUACAUCAUCGUCUCAAUUAAAUACAACAUCAAAACUCGACCAAUCAAUUCUCCGUAAUGAAACAGAUUUAAACAAAAGUAAUACAAGUAUUAUUAACAAUAAUAAUCGCUCAUUAAACAGUAAGGGAAAGAAUCGUCUAUAUAGUACAUGGACACCAUUGCAAGAUGAAGAAACAAAUGCCAAAUUUGAUAAGUGGACAGACGAACAACGACGAUUUAUUCUAGACGAACUGAUGACUCAAUGUCGACCAAAACAAUUGACAUUUACACGAAAUUUAUUAACUAAAAAGUUCCCAGCGCAACAUCAAGAUUUUACUCGUUUAUUUCCACGUGUGCUGUCAUUGUAUAUAUUUAGUUUUCUCGAUCCAAGAAGUCUUUGUCGUUGUGCACAAGUAAGUUGGUUCUGGAAGUUUUUAAGCGAAAGUGAUCAACUUUGGAUGCCCAAAUGUUUACGGUUUGGCUGGACACCUCAUCAAACUCCAUCACCGCACGAAAGUUGUAUUUGGAAACGUGUUUAUGGAUCAAAUAUUCAGGCAUUACAAACAAUGCCUAUACGAGUAGGUUAUGAAAGUGAAUAUCGAAUAUCUAAGGCUGUAUUUCUGUUUUCUUACAGUCAACUGCACAUGCAGUAUCAGGAUAAUCAACUGUACAAUACCCAUCGAUCUCAUAGUGCCUUACUCGACAACGAUCAAGAUAAACAAAAUCGUUCAAAUUUAUCAUCUCGUCAAAAUACAAAUCGCCCAAGCUCUGGUCGAAAUUAUCAUUCCAAUCACUCGUUGUUGAAUACAAGUAUUGGUGGUACCAGUAGCAAUAAACAAAAAUAUAUUCAGCCACCAUGGCGUGCAAAUAGCCGAUUUCCAACGGAUACACUACGAUUUAAUUAUUUAGAUAAUGAUGAUUCAGUUUUGGAAACAUUAAUAGCUCGAAAACAUAAAGAUGUUCAUCAAAAUUUUAACACAUCAACAGCGCAUGAAUCAGAUCAUGAAAAAGAUGGAAGACGUAGCCGUACUAAAGAUGAAAAUAAUUAUAGUUAUAGAGAAAAGAGACGAAGUCAAUCACUGAGUGCUCCUGGUAGUCCUUCUCCAAGGUCAAGACCAUAUCACGAUAAAACAUCAGGUGAACGAGAAUUUGGCACUUCAACAUUAACUGGAAAUUAUUCGUUUCGUCCACAAUCGACGAUAGCUAAUCGUCCUGAUCUUCCUCGACCUCCAUCAUCUCAAAAAGUAAAGUAUUCACCAUCAAAAACAUUCGGGAUGGAAACAUCAAAUCGAAAUUGGAGUACAAUAAAUGACGAAUAUGACGAUUACUGA
Molecule: messenger RNA, 1464 nt
Organism: Didymodactylos carnosus
Lineage: Eukaryota; Metazoa; Rotifera; Eurotatoria; Philodinida; Philodinidae
Source: the annotation of a GenBank genome assembly